Monomorium pharaonis (pharaoh ant) is the source of this 5512-nucleotide messenger RNA. Its product is annotated as VWFA and cache domain-containing protein 1. Bases 145 to 3693 code for a protein of 1182 amino acids. Gene Ontology annotation, cellular component: voltage-gated calcium channel complex. The record is from RefSeq and is a predicted model, not a curated record. Gene Ontology annotation, molecular function: voltage-gated calcium channel activity. NCBI's taxonomy places the organism in Eukaryota, Metazoa, Arthropoda, Insecta, Hymenoptera, Formicidae. The transcript is spliced from 9 exons.
UACACCUAUUGUAGAUCCGGCCUAAACGUAGUCAUGUAUGAAUUAGAAAGCACAUUCAAAAUUGUGAUACGAAAGUACGAAACGACGAUGUUUAUUUUUUCGCCGGUAUGAGCUGUGGCUGUUAUAACGCGAGUUCGUAAGGUUAUGAUUAUGAUGAUAGACGCUUGUUGGAAUUGCCGCAACUUCACCGGAAUGACUAUAAAUAAGGUUUUAUACUUUGGUUUGUCUUUGAUGUUAGCGAGUCUCUAUGUGGCUGCAAACGAUGGUGUCGCUAAUGCCAUCAAAUGUCAAUUCGACAAGCCGAUGCGUAAACAGGUACCAGCAGAAGCUUUAAAUGGCAUGUGUCUGCAAGAUAUCGUGACGUACCUGUCGAAGACGCUACGAACCACUGUCGAUGAAGAACUCUGCGUUUCCUCAUUCCAAGGGAUAAUCAAUAAUAUUGAAUUUGUAAAUGUCUUCAGUAAUUUGGAUGCAAAAUUGAGUGCCUUAAUUGAUAAUUUUAAUAAUAAGCUAAUGUCGCAUAUUGACGUCUUCAAACAAAUUUACAAAAUUAUACACCACAUACUGGCACGUAAUUCAUUGCCUACUAUUUAUUCUAGUCAAAUAAUUGACACGGGGAUAAAUAGAGUUUCAGAUAUAUGCACGGAUAUCAUGAAAGAACUUGCAACUCAGUUUAGAGGUCAAGAGUGGAAAAAGAUACACAUACUGCCAAUAAAUGACCCAGAUACAAUUUGUGGACCACCUACAUUGGCUCACAAUGUUGGACCUCUUUUAUUAUCUCAGUACUGUCCCCAAAAAAAUGUCAUCUUGCUCUUGGAGCAUGGAUUAUUUUUGUCUGAAUCAGAACUAGCUUUGGUUCAAAUAACAGCCAAAACCAUUAUAGAUAUGCUGUCUGAAAUGGACAAUGUUACUGUUGUAGGCCUUGCUAGUGCUGUUCCUCUGCUUUGUAAAGAUAAUUUGUUAAAGGCAACAGAUAUUAAUAAGUUUCAAUUAAUCCGUUAUAUCGACAGUUUAAGUAGAACAGAUUCAGACGAGGUGACAAGAAUUGACUUUAGAAUAUUAACUCAAAAUCUAAAAGGUGAAGUGCUUAUUAUACAUUUAACUAAUAAAUUACAAAUUACAUUACAUGUGCAAAAAAUUUUUGAAAUAAUUUCUGGAAAAUUCAAGACUUAUCUCAAAACUAUUAUUGCUACAGACAAGCAACCAUCUACUGUUAUUAAAAAAAACAAUGACAGCAUUGUCAUUUUUUCAAUGCAAAAUGUUCUUGGAUAUGAAAUAGGAAAAUUAUUUUCUUGUUUGCAAUGCCCUGCUCAUUAUAAAAAAGAUUUUUAUGUAUCAGAGCCAUAUAUUGAGCCAUAUAGUAAGACAAUGACGAUAUCUAUCGGACAAGUCACAAAGACUGCAUUACUAUUUUUAGAUAUAAAACUGCGUGAUUUUCUUGAUAAUAUAACAUAUUUUAAUGUUGGUCCAAACAUAUAUGCUAUAUUUUUCGAUACUAAAGGAGUGGUUUGGAUGCAUAAAAAUUUUCCCAGGAUUGAGACAAUAGUUGAGCAACCGCUCAAGGUACAUUUGCAAGACAUUGAAAACAUAGAUAGUCAAACAGUAUUGAAAAUGAUAAAUGAAAUGGAAGGAAUCAUAGAUGUAAAAACAAAGUUAGGCGAACGGAAGCGGUAUAGGUGGAAACAUUUAAUUUAUAAUGAUUUGAUAAUAUGCCUGGUAUCGACGACUGAAGAAGAAAUAUUGCCUGUCGCGAGAACUGUGCCUCCACUGCCUACAGAUAUAUUACAUCACCGUCUUGAUCUUAUGCUUCAAACUGUCGUCGAUAAAGACAUACUUUGCAUUUAUAGAAACAAGAUUGUAACUUUAUCAACAGGUGUAAUUUAUUUAUCACCAUGGUGCUUCCAAUCCCCAAUGGAACAACUAAAAUUAUUGGAAACAGGUUCAGCCGUGAAUGUACAAAGCUAUAUGGCAUACUUAAAAGAUGUAACGGGUCUUUUAGCUAAUCCUGGUUUACAUCCAUCUGUCAAAUCGGAUGUAGCAAUGCUAGCGCAAAUUUUAGACCAUUUCAAAAAGCAGCACAGCAAGAGUUUGUUAAAUAAGUUUGUAAUAAGAAGGUACAUUGUCAGUACGAUCAAUGGUGUAUUAGAAAUAUUUCCAGGGAUGGUAUUUGAUUCCGGUUUUGAUCCCAAAAGACGAAUGUGGUAUAGGAAAGCAUUGGAACACUCUGAUAAGAUAAUUUUAACUCCACCUUACUUAGACGCAGGUGGAUCAGGUUACGUAAUUACUCUAAGUCAAACUGUUAAAUAUUCUGUGAGGGCUUCUAAAGGAAACACAAAUUAUGCGAUUGCUGUCCUGUCUAUGGAUGUCACAAUGGGUUACAUUACGAGAUUGUUGCUAGAAAUGUUUCCAUUUUGUCGUGACGCAACUAUAAAGUGUUUCUUGAUGGAUGACAAAGGCUAUUUAGUAUCACAUCCGAUGUUGUUGGAAGCGUCAAGCAAAAUCGAACAACAGCAUUUAACGCACAAGGAACUCUUAGUGGCUAAUGACAUAUUAAAUCAUGGAUUGUUUGUAAAAAAAAAAUUAUGUGCAAAUCACUUAGAUGGUACUAUGCAAAGAUACUAUCAGUUUAACACGUCACUCGACGAAGUGCUUACUAAUAUAGCACAUGGUGAGCACUGUGUUAAAUAUCAAGUAGCUGUAGUAACAGGUACCAAUGUAUUUCUUGGUGUUGUCAAUAUGACAACUCAAUGUAAUUUGCUUAGAGCUUUUUGUCCGUGUAGCACGAUGGAUCAUUCAUGCUUGAAUUGUAAAAGUAUGGAACAAACUGGAUGCGAGUGCCCCUGCGAAUGUUCCUUAUAUACGUCUAGCUGUACGCAACAAAAUAUCAACAAUUUAGAUUCUUGCUUGCCUGUACAUGAGCAAGGACCAAGUUUACAAACUCUGUGGAUAGAGUCGAUGAAUUUAAAGUCGUGUCCAUCUACCAAUUGCAAAUCGUAUACAACAGAAAGAGAUUGUUUGGGUGUCGCAGAUUGUCAGUGGUGUCAUGUCAAUACCGACGGAGAGACUCCUUUGCAACAACCAUUUUGCUCUGAUAUGUCCAUAUGUUUUAAAGGUAUCUUUGGAUCUUUGAUACCUUAUAGCGAUGGUACUUACAAUUCACAAUCGACGGACGAAAUCACGGUACAAGAAUGGCCAUCAGUUGGACCGGUAGCUGGUGGAAUUCUUGCGCUGUUUUUGAUUCUGGGCAUGAUUCUGUUCUGCUACCGACUCCGAUCAGUGCAUUCGGGUCUAGAGCAUCAGUGUUUGCAUUUACAUACCUCACCUGAUACGUUGCGCAUGACGCAUAUCGAGGGCGAUCCGGAACCCGUAGAAUCAGAUCAGACUAAAAAUAAUUUGGAUUGUCUCAUGAGAGACAGUGUCGCGCCUAUAUCACCGUACAGAGUUUCAACCAAUUAUAGAAGACCACCUGGCGGGGACAGUGACCAUGGGUACAGUACAAUGACUCCUCAUGAUGAUUCCGAACAACAGAUAUUUGCCUCUGAACCCUUGUUAGCUGUCGACAAUAAUAUCGAAUCGGAUUUGAUUAAACAAUCUAACAUUAGAGUGCCUUCGCCUACAACAUAUUUGGAGUCGCCACAUUAUGUUUUAGCACCUGUGACCGUCCAUCGCGAUAUGGAAACAAAUUAUUGUUAAUUAAUAAAACUGAAUUCACUGCCGUUUAUUAUUUAAAAAAAUAAGAUAAACGUAAUUUCCUUGGGGGAGUUGGACAUUGUUAAAAGAAAUCAUAAUUUUUUCUUCACAAGUAUAAUCUCAAAAUAUGAGAGAAUUAAAUGAUAAAACCAUAUUACCAUUUACAUAUAAUUAUACUUUAUUUUGCAAUAUAUUUGUUAUAAAAGAUAUUGUGUUAUUUUACGAUGAAAAGACUAUAUUAUUUUUAUUAUCAAAAGAUAAACAACUUUUAUUAUGCUUAAAAGUAUAUGUAACUUUAAGAACGGUAUAUCAAUACUAUAAUCUUUCUUUCCACAAGUGCUAAGAAUAUUAGAUAAAGUAUUAAGUUUUCUAAUUUACGAUUCAAAAAAAAAGAUUGAGCAAAUUUUAUGUAUGAAAUAAUAGAUUGUUAUGCUAGGCGCAGAACUUAAAGUAUCAUUUUAUACAACAUAAUACACAGUAUAGAAGGGUUAUACAAAAUAUUCCAUUAAUUGCUCAUUUUCAUUAUUUUAAAAAUUGAUUUUAUCAUUAUUUAUCCCCUUCAAACUAUACAACUUUAGAUUGAAAUUCUAUGAUAAUGUGUCACAAAUAUUCAAAGUAAGCAAUUAAAAUGAGACAACCUGUAUAGAUGAAGCAAUCUAGAAAUGAAAAUGUAAAAGUAUACAAUUUUAGUAGAAUUGUACAUGACAAUUAAUAAGACAUUGAUAGUAUGUAUAUUAUACUAUACAUUAAAAAUUAUAUAAAGUGUAACAUAAUAAUGGAGAAAAGAAUUCAGUACUUUUAUUUAAAAUAAUUAACAUAUUAUGUUACACCUUGUAUAUAAAUUAAGAGAUAAACGUCUUUUUAAUAAAGUCUUGUUUGGACAACUAAAUUUUAGUAUAUUUUAAAUACUGAAAUCACGUUCCAUCAUUUCAUUGAUCCGAGUUAAAAUUCUAUUAAUAAUUAAAAACGUAAGACGCAAAGACAAUUGAUAAACUUAUUUAUUUUUUGAAUUUUUUAUGUAUAAAGACUAUCAGUGGUUUAUAUAAAUGAGCAAGAAGUAUUGAACGUUAAAAUAUCUUUAAAAAGGACAUUUGAGAAAAGAUUUACACAAAACUUGUAUGGUUUAGGGACAAAUAAUGAUAAAAUUAAUUAAAUAAAUUUUUUCAAGAUUAUAGAAGUUACUAUUUUUUAAAAUAAAAUUUGAUGAUUUUUUUACAUAAUAUUCAUAUAAUAUAAUAAAUAUUAUAUAGUAUUUUCCAAUUAUUUUAUAUAUAAAAAUAAUUAGGUGGAAUUAUCGAAAAAUAAUUAACGAGACAUUUUAUACUUUAUUAAAUACGUUAUAGAUGUGCCCUUCAUCCACUAUUUUAUUUUCCACUUUUUAAGAAUAAAUUGCAAUAAUAAUGUUCUACAUGAAUUAGCAUUUGCUAACUCCGCGAUGACAGCUGCUCAUAAAGUUAGUGCAGCAAGAGAACAAAUUAGUGUUGUGGAAAAGAACUGAUUGAAAAAGACUGACAUUUCGAUACGUUUGAACACUAAUAUCUUUUUUAAAAAGUGUAUUCCGAUAUAUUUGUAUAUAAAUAUUUCGUAAAUUGAUUUUUUUUAAUACUUUUGCAGAGUAAUUAAAGGGAUUAUAUUAUUCCAAAAAGAAUUAUAUAAUUCCAACGUCUUGUUUUCAAGAUAUUUUAGCAACCUGAUAUUUUUUGCUUCCUGACAUAUGUUAUAGUUUCACGACUUAUUCUUAAAAACGCUAAUUUUUUUUUUAUCUUACAGAUCUAUAUAAUGUACUUAUAUCAUGAUUUAUAUAAAUAACAGUGCCAAAACU